Pristis pectinata (smalltooth sawfish) is the source of this 1667-nucleotide messenger RNA. RefSeq names its product keratin, type I cytoskeletal 19-like. The coding region runs from base 211 to 1536 and encodes 441 amino acids. NCBI's taxonomy places the organism in Eukaryota, Metazoa, Chordata, Chondrichthyes, Rhinopristiformes, Pristidae. Gene Ontology annotation, molecular function: structural molecule activity. The record is from RefSeq and is a predicted model, not a curated record. The transcript has 8 exons.
UGUUGUUCCACCAGAUGAGCAGUGCGAAUGCCUGAGCCAAUUCUCGCACGGCUCCCGAUUUCCUCCGACUUCACAAACCCGACCGUUUGCAUUCUGCAGGUCCACCAGGGCUGAUAGAACCGCCCAUUGGAGAUUUUGUACAUAAGUCCACGAUACUUCGGCCAAGGCACACUCCUGCUCUCGAGCUGUGAGACUCCAUCUCCGGGAACCAUGUCAUUCACCACUCAAAGCUAUUCAGGGCGCAAGGCCGGUUCCGUGAUCCUGAGCGGCUCCUCUCGGACCCAAAGGACCAGUGUGGUCAGCGGGCCGGUGAAAACUCGCCGCGCCGUCAGCGUCUACGGCCAAUCGUCCCGGGGCAGCCGCAUCUCCACCGCUACCUAUGGCUCCAACAAGGCCAGCAACUUCGGGGGCUUCUACUUGGGCAGCUUCAGCUCGGGGGUGCUGGGGCCCUUCUCCAUCAACGAGAAGCAGACCAUGCAGAACCUGAAUGACCGCUUGGCCACCUACCUGGAGAAGGUGCGCUCUCUGGAGCAGUCCAACAGCCAGCUGGAGCGCCAGAUCAGGGAGUUCUACGAGAAGAGGUCUCCUGCCUCCAUCAAAGACCUGGGUGCCUACUGGAAAACCAUCAACGACCUCCGAGCCCAGAUCAAUGCUGCCUCGCUGGCUAAUGCCAAGGUCUUGCUGCAGAUUGACAACGCGAAACUGGCUGCAGACGAUUUUAAAACCAAGUACGAGUCAGAGCUGGCCAUCAGGCGCGGAGUGGAGAUGGACAUCAGUGGGCUGCGCAAAGUCCUGGAUGAAUUGACCAUUGCAAGAGGUGAUCUGGAGUCACAAAUAGAAGCAAUGAGAGAAGAACUAAUUUACUCCAAGAAGAACCACGAGGAAGAGUUGAAAUCUCUCCGCAGUCAGCUUCGUGGCACAGUGACGGUGGAUGUUGAUGCUGCUCCAGGUGAGGAUCUGACCAAAGUCCUGGCUGAAAUGAGAGAAAAGUACGAACUAAUGGCAGCCAAGAACCAGAAGGAGGCGGAGUCCUGGUUCAAGGAACAGUCGGCGACUCUCAGUCAGACGAUGACCACCAGCUCCCAGCUGGUGCAGACGGAGAAGGAGCAGCUCACUGAACACAGACGCAAAAUGCAGUUGGUGGAGAUCGACCUUCAGACACUGAUAAGUGUGAAAUCAUCCUUGGAAGCCAACCUGCAGGAGACAGAAGAUCGCUACGCUGAGCAGCUGUUCCACCUUCAGGACCUUCUCAGUCAGCGCGAGGCAGAGUUGUCCAGGAUCCUGGCAGACUCGCAGAGGCAGUGCCAAGAGUAUGCACAGCUCCUGGACAUCAAAACCAGACUGGAGAUGGAGAUUGCCACGUACCGUCGCCUCCUGGAUGGAGAGGAUGUCAGCUAUUCAACGGAAAUCAAAACCAUAGAAACCAUCAGAGAACCGGAAGUGGUGACCACCAAGAAGGUUGUAACCAUUACUGAAACACUCGUCGAUGGGAAGGUCGUUGAGUCUCAUCAGGAAGUUAAAGUAGCUACUACUUAACCAACCUCUUCUUACCCAGUUGUGAUCUCUAUAAUCCUCAGAAGACAUAAACUCCAUUAGCCAACAGAUAAUGUUUUCUUCUUUGGAAUUCUGCUGGCCUUAAAUAAAGUAGUUUCUAGUGAUUCAUUAAA